Molecule: messenger RNA, 1233 nt
Organism: Pelobates fuscus (common spadefoot toad)
Lineage: Eukaryota; Metazoa; Chordata; Amphibia; Anura; Pelobatidae
Product: nyctalopin-like
Exons: 1
Coding region: 1-1233 (410 amino acids)
Cellular component (GO): extracellular matrix
Molecular function (GO): protein binding
Source: RefSeq, a predicted model, not a curated record
AUGUUCGCAGUUAUUCUACCUGGGUGUAUUCUUGGUGGCUUGAUCGGAGAUGACCCUCCUAAUGUGACAUGCCCUGACCUGUGCCACUGCACUUCUGAUGAUGACAUUUCCUGCACUAAGCUGGGAUUCAAAAAACUUCCUCAUGAUUUACCUGCUUCAACCAUUUCACUGAACCUAGAAGGCAAUUAUUUACGAAUCCUGAUGUUUAACGAAUUCAAGAAUGUCCCUUCUCUUCAAGUCCUUUGGGUAAGCCAAAAUAAUCUAACCUUUCUGUAUCCUGGAGCAUUUAUUUCACUUAGCAAUUUAAGAGAGUUGAAUCUUAGAAAGAAUUCAAGAUUGACCUACCUCCAUGCUCACACUUUCAGAGGCCUGUUAAAUCUCAUUUCGUUGGACAUCUCCCAUUGCAACAUCUUCGAAAUCCACCCUCUUGUGUUUUCACAUUUAGUAUCUUUAGAAGCUCUUGAGUUAGGCUUCAAUAAAAUUCAUUAUAUUCCGGAAGCUUUGAGGAAACUCCGCAAUGUGACAAAGUUAUCUCUGGAAAACAAUCUGAUAGAAGCCAUUGGGAAAAAUUCUUUCAAAUAUCAGCAAGCUUUGGAAGAUCUUAGUUUACGACGGAAUCGGAUUUGGGUGAUUGAAAGUGAUGCCUUCGACCAACUAAACAAAUUGAAUGUUCUAAAUUUAGGACAUAACUCACUAUCUUAUUUGCCUAAUCAGAUUUUUAGAAGCUUACGCCAGCUAAGGAUUAUGUAUCUAGAAGCUAACAAGAUCUCUACAAUCAACUGCUCGUUUAACAGUCUUGUUAACUUGAAAAAAUUACAUUUGAAUAACAACCGCAUAACGAGCAUCACACAAAAUGCGUUUUCUUCUUUAAAUCAACUUCAAAUGCUUCACCUGAGCAAAAAUAACUUAACCUUCAUUCCCAGCUAUUUGUUUUCAAACAUGCCCAAACUGAAACACGUUUUCGUUUCUUCUAAUCCUUGGAGCUGUGACUGCAGAAUGUCUUGGACUGCAAAUUGGAUGCUAACAUACACUGGGGCAAUCCAUGGCUUACAUUGUGUCUUCGCAUUGUCAUACGCAACAACCUCUGAUGUGUUUACACAAAAUGGAAUUUUGUGUUCUCAAGAAAAAGGCACGGAUGACAGAUGUAUAGAAAUCUCCACCGAUGCUUCUCCUAAAUUAAUGGAUCAUUUUAAUAUUUUUCUAUUAAUUUUAUUUUUAUUCAAUCACUGUUGA